UUUUCCUCUGCAUCCCAGUCAUCAAUGGCGGCGGCUACUUCCUCCUUAUCUCCUGCCCUCUCCCCUGCUCCCCAAUUAUCCUCCGCAUCCAAAACCCAUGUGGCUCCCUCCAGUCUAGGGUUUUCAUCUGCGGUCUCCAAGUCUCUCAGCCCUCUGAGAGUCAAGGCCACCCACGGUGGUAAUAAUGUCUCCGGCGGCGGCUCAGCUCUCGGAGCUCGCAUGGUGUCAAUGCCGUCCAUUAAGCCCCCUCCGUCUCUCGAUUUCGAUACAUCUGUUUUCACCAAGGAGAAGAUCAACCUCGCUGGUCACGACGAGUAUAUUGUGAGAGGAGGAAGGGAUCUGUUCCACUUGCUGCCCGAUGCUUUCAAGGGUAUCAAGCAGAUUGGAGUUAUCGGUUGGGGUUCUCAGGGACCUGCUCAAGCUCAGAAUCUAAGAGAUUCCUUAGUUGAAGCAAAGUCUGACAUUGUUGUCAAGAUUGGACUCAGGAAGGGUUCUCGUUCUUUUGCUGAAGCUCGUGCAGCUGGUUUCACUGAGGAGAAUGGGACUUUGGGGGAUAUAUGGGAAACAAUCUCAGGCAGUGAUCUCGUGUUGCUACUAAUCUCUGAUUCUGCACAGGCCGAUAAUUAUGAGAAAGUAUUUUCACACAUGAAACCAAAUAGUAUACUUGGUCUUUCCCAUGGUUUUCUUCUAGGGCAUUUGCAGUCAGUGGGACUUGACUUUCCCAAGAACUUCAGUGUAAUUGCUGUAUGUCCCAAGGGGAUGGGUCCAUCUGUAAGGAGACUUUAUGUCCAAGGCAAAGAGAUAAAUGGUGCGGGAAUUAAUUCCAGUUUUGCAGUCCACCAGGAUGUUGAUGGUAGAGCCACAGAUGUGGCCCUGGGCUGGUCAGUUGCCCUUGGUUCUCCUUUCACAUUUGCCACUACACUAGAGCAGGAAUACAAAAGUGACAUCUUUGGUGAACGAGGCAUAUUACUUGGUGCUGUUCAUGGAAUUGUGGAGUCCCUGUUUAGAAGGUACACUGAAAAUGGAAUGAGUGAGGAUUUGGCUUAUAAAAACACUGUUGAAUGUAUAACUGGAAUUGUGUCAAGGACCAUCUCGGCUAAGGGAAUGUUAGAGAUUUACAACUCGUUGUCUGAAGAUGGCAAAAAGGAAUUUGAGGCUGCAUAUAGCGCCUCAUUUUAUCCAUGCAUGGACAUCUUGUAUGAAUGCUAUGAAGAUGUUGCCAGUGGCAGCGAGAUCCGCAGUGUUGUCUUGGCCGGUCGUCGCUUUUAUGAGAAGGAGGGUCUGCCUGCAUUCCCAAUGGGUAAAAUUGAUCAGACCCGCAUGUGGAAAGUUGGUGAGCGUGUCAGAUCAACAAGGCCAGCUGGUGAUCUAGGCCCAUUACACCCUUUCACUGCGGGUGUUUUUGUUGCGUUAAUGAUGGCACAGAUCGAAGUAUUGAGGAAGAAAGGACAUUCAUAUUCGGAGAUCAUUAAUGAAAGUGUUAUUGAGUCGGUGGAUUCUUUGAAUCCUUUUAUGCAUGCACGGGGAGUUUCUUUCAUGGUCGAUAACUGUUCAACAACAGCUCGGUUGGGAUCAAGGAAAUGGGCUCCACGAUUUGAUUACAUCCUUACUCAGCAGGCCUUAGUUUCCGUGGACAAUGGUGCACCCAUCAACCGAGACCUCAUCAGCAACUUCAUGUCAGAUCCAGUGCAUGGAGCCAUCAAAGUAUGCGCUGAACUGAGACCUACAGUUGACAUUUCAGUGACUGCUGAUGCAGAUUUUGUGCGACCAGAGUUGCGUCAGAGCAACUAAAACUCGACGAACCUACUGCCCGAGCUGGCCUAUGAAUUCCGUUUAGCUCCAUAUUUAAGGUGUGCUGUAGUUUGUCCUAGUUUAUUCUGUUUUUACUGAUCAUGUGUACUUCAUCACAUUGCAAGUUGUGUUUAACGCUGAAUGUUGUGUUAUGAUUUUGCGGUAGUACCAAGUAGUUAAAAUAUUAAUAAUGUUACUGCGGAUGGUGGUUCCUUAGAAGGUCUGGUUAUUGGUUUA
Molecule: messenger RNA, 2028 nt
Organism: Pyrus x bretschneideri (Chinese white pear)
Lineage: Eukaryota; Viridiplantae; Streptophyta; Magnoliopsida; Rosales; Rosaceae
Product: ketol-acid reductoisomerase, chloroplastic
Exons: 10
Coding region: 25-1791 (588 amino acids)
Biological process (GO): L-valine biosynthetic process
Cellular component (GO): mitochondrion; chloroplast
Molecular function (GO): ketol-acid reductoisomerase activity
Source: RefSeq, a predicted model, not a curated record